CAAAAGGUUGCCGUGGUGUGUGGCGUAGUUGAGUUUUUGGAUUAAGUUUCUAAGGAAAUGGCACGAGAAGAGCGGUGGCAGUGUGUUGGUUUGCUCUGUCCCUUCCUUUCUGUGUGAAGUGUUCUUACAGCACAGCACGUAUCCACCACCGUACACAGAGCAGGCAAGGAAGUGGAAGUGAACAAGUGUGCUGCGCAUGCAUGUGUGUGGGGGGCAUUUUAGCUGAGAUCGUCGUUAUUUGAGAAGCGGUGUAGGGGCCAGUCGGUGUCGACGUACGGAAGCGGUUUAGUUUUAAUCCAAGCGUGUCCCGUCGUGGAGUGAUUGUGUGGCUCUGUGUGCUCUCAUAUCAGUUCCUGAGUGAGUCGAAAGAGAGUCGCCGUUAGUCGCGCUUCGAGCAACGGACACGUUUUUUGGUUGAAACCAACAGCUUUUUUCAUCUUCGGGAGACACACAGAUCUCGAAUCGUACAUUCCCAAAGGAGAAUUGUCAUCUUCCGGUGAAUAAAGAAAGGAAACAUGAGCGGAGACGGUGAAUGGGACGAUUGUGACGAGGGACGUAGCUUUGAUCAGCCCAAGUACGAUGCUACCGAAAAUAGUGUCCAGGACAACAAUACUAACGGGUUCGACAAUUAUCAGUCCAACAAUGGUUUCGGUGACGAGUAUCAAAGCAACGACAACGGUGGAUAUGGCGGCGGUGACGAUGGAUACGGCGGCGGUGGUCGUGGAGGCCGUGGAGGCCGAGGUGGCGGACGAGGUCGUGGUCGGGGCCGUGGCGGGCGCGAUGGUGGCGGUGGCUUCGGUGGCGGUGGCUUCGGUAGCGGUGGCUACGGUGAUCGAAACGGCGAUGGCGGCCGACCUGCCUAUUCUGGCAACAGCGAUCCAAGCAUGGACCAGGUGAAGACGGACAAGCCGAGGGAGCUGUACAUUCCGCCACUUCCGACCGAGGACGAAUCGCUGAUCUUCGGGUCCGGCAUCAGCUCUGGGAUCAAUUUUGACAAGUUCGAGGAAAUCCAGGUGCGCGUGUCGGGCGAAAAUCCACCGGAUCACGUGGAGAGCUUCGAGCGCUCUGGUUUGCGCGAGGAGGUGAUGACGAACGUGCGCAAGUCGAGCUACACGAAACCGACGCCCAUCCAGCGGUACGCCAUCCCGAUCAUCCUGAACGGGCGCGACCUGAUGGCCUGCGCCCAGACCGGUUCGGGCAAGACGGCCGCCUUCAUGCUGCCGAUGAUCCACCAUCUGCUGGACAAGGAGGACUCGCUGGAGCUGCGCACGCGCAACCCGUACAUCGUGAUCGUGGCCCCGACCCGCGAGCUCGCGAUUCAAAUCCACGACGAGGGGCGCAAGUUCGCGCACGGCACCAAGCUGAAGGUGUGCGUAUCGUACGGCGGCACGGCCGUACAGCACCAGCUGCAGCUGAUGCGCGGUGGCUGCCACGUGCUGGUGGCCACGCCCGGUCGGCUGCUGGACUUCAUCGACCGGGGGUACGUGACGUUCGAGAACGUGAACUUCGUGGUGCUCGACGAAGCCGAUCGGAUGCUGGACAUGGGCUUUCUGCCCUCGAUCGAGAAGGUGAUGGGACACGCGACGAUGCCGGAAAAGCAGCAGCGGCAGACGCUCAUGUUUUCGGCUACGUUCCCGGCCGAAAUCCAGGAGCUGGCGGGCAAGUUCCUGCACAACUACAUCUGCGUGUUCGUGGGCAUCGUCGGCGGAGCGUGUGCCGAUGUGGAACAGACGAUCCAUCUGGUGGAAAAGUUCAAGAAGCGCAAGAAGCUGGAGGAGAUCCUGAACGGCGGCAAUCCCAAGGGUACGCUCGUGUUCGUGGAGACGAAGCGCAAUGCGGACUAUCUGGCAUCGCUGAUGUCCGAGACGCAGUUCCCGACCACCUCCAUCCAUGGCGAUCGGUUGCAGCGGGAGCGCGAGAUGGCGCUGUACGAUUUCAAGUCCGGGCGGAUGGACGUGCUGAUCGCGACGUCGGUAGCGGCCCGCGGGCUGGACAUUAAAAAUGUGAACCACGUGGUGAACUACGAUCUGCCGAAGAGCAUCGAUGAUUACGUGCACCGUAUCGGGCGAACCGGGCGCGUCGGCAACAAGGGCCGAGCGACUAGCUUCUACGACCCGGAGGCGGACCGGGCUAUGGCGAGCGAUCUGGUGAAGAUUCUCACCCAGGCCGGGCAGUCGGUGCCGGACUUUUUGAAGGAUGCUGGCGGUUCCGGCUCGUACAUGGGAUCGUCCCAGUUCGGUGGCAAGGAUAUCCGCGACUCGUACGGUUCGCGUGUCGAUGCCCAGCCGGUUGCCCUCGAGCCGGAGGAAGAGUGGGAGUAACUGGGGAGGGGGUGGGGUAGUUGCGUGUUGCGAACGAGAGUGGAUCUCUCUCGACAUUUCCUUAUUUUUUUUCUAAUGUUAACACUUACAACGAAACUUCGGAAGAGAAGUUUCCUCGAACGAAACGAGGAGUCAAACUCCUUUCCUUGCUUUUGUGACAUGCAUGAUUAUUCUUUCAUUUACUGACGUAACGAUGUAAAACACACAGAAGAAGCAUGACACACAGCAAAGAAGUGUUCGUUAAUAAAACGUUGAUGAAAACUUCGAAAACAUAA
This is a messenger RNA of Anopheles arabiensis, 2596 nucleotides long. Its product is annotated as ATP-dependent RNA helicase vasa. The transcript has 4 exons. The coding region runs from base 516 to 2321 and encodes 601 amino acids. Gene Ontology annotation, cellular component: nucleus; P granule. Gene Ontology annotation, biological process: gamete generation; cell differentiation. The record is from RefSeq and is a predicted model, not a curated record. NCBI's taxonomy places the organism in Eukaryota, Metazoa, Arthropoda, Insecta, Diptera, Culicidae. Gene Ontology annotation, molecular function: RNA binding; RNA helicase activity; ATP binding.